This is a messenger RNA of Zingiber officinale, 901 nucleotides long. RefSeq names its product probable WRKY transcription factor 43. The record is from RefSeq and is a predicted model, not a curated record. NCBI's taxonomy places the organism in Eukaryota, Viridiplantae, Streptophyta, Magnoliopsida, Zingiberales, Zingiberaceae. The transcript has 2 exons. Gene Ontology annotation, biological process: regulation of DNA-templated transcription. The coding region runs from base 87 to 617 and encodes 176 amino acids. Gene Ontology annotation, molecular function: sequence-specific DNA binding; DNA-binding transcription factor activity.
UUCCCAUGCUCCUUAAAGACCCAACACCACCAUCUCUCUCCCCAUCUUUAUAGAUUCCUGCAGGCAGAUUCAGUUUGCACAGGCCUAUGGAGAGCUGCCCAAUUCUGUUUCCCACCCAUCACUCCUCUUCUUCUACUUCCUUCGUUCAAUAUCCCUCCCAUUUACAAUCCAACUUGAUUAAUAUUGUCACUACAUAUGGGUCUGGCAGUGGCAACAAGGACGACCAAAGCAAGGUCUCAGGUGAUCAUGGCAGUGUAGUUGAUCACAAGCCGAUCAGUGACACCUCUGAUAUCGCACAAAAGAAAGGGAAGAAGCAAGAGAAGAAGAUGAGAAGGCCACGGCUCGCCUUCCAAACUCGAAGCCGAGUUGACAUACUCGACGAUGGCUAUCGAUGGAGGAAGUACGGGCAGAAGGCAGUCAAGAACAACAAGUUCCCUAGAAGCUAUUAUCGAUGUACACAUCAAGAUUGCAAUGUAAAGAAGCAAGUACAGCGAUUGUCGAAGGAUGAAAACAUUGUGGUGACGACAUAUGAGGGAACUCACACUCACCCAAUCGAGAAGCCGAAUGACAGCUUUGAAGACAUCCUCAAUCGAAUGCAAAUAUACGCCAACUUUUGAGCUAUGUUUUUCUAAUUUGCUUGAUGAAGAAAUGGUGUCAGAUCUCUGUAAAGGACUGGCUAGCUAUAGCUAGCUUAAGAGGGGUACACACAAUUAAGAACUAUUCGCCAAAUACUAAUAUAUUUUAUGGCAUAAACAAACUUGUUAUUUUGCAUCAGUUACAAUAUUAUACAUAGAGUGUGUAAAUUGCAUGAUCAGUUACACACAUAAGAAAAUGAUAGUCAUGUACUCUCAGUUUUGCAAGGUUUCUUGAGAGAAGAAUGCUAGCUUCCACAUGCAAUUUU